CGCAAAUCUUUCUAAUUCGUUGAAAGCUCAACCUUAACAUUGGAACUCAGCGGAAAAGAAAAAUGGCCAUUCUGAAAAUCAAGUUCAACGUGCAGAAAAGGGUGAAAUUGGCCCAGGGUCUGUGGCUGCUGAACUGGUUCUGUGUCAUAGUCGGAAUCGUCAUCUUUGGAAUGGGCUUGUUCCUCAAGAUCGAGCUCAGGAAACGGAGCGAGCUAAUGGACAACGAGGAGAGCCAUUUGGUGCCCAACUCCCUGAUACUGGUGGGUCUUACGGCCUGCGCCAUCAACUGCUUUGGGGGCAAGUUUUGCUACGACUCACUCGAUCCGGCUAAAUACGCCCGAUGGAAAUCGGUGCUCAAGUUCUACCUGGCGUUCUUUUUGUUUUUCGCUUUUUUGACCUUCAUCACCGUGUUGUUGUGCUUCCUGAUGAGGAUUUACCUGGAAGACACUCUAGCCAAAGGGCUAAAGAACGGCAUGAAAUUCUACAGGGAUACCGACACCCCGGGCAGGUGCUUCAUGAAGAAAACCAUCGACCAGCUGCAGAUAGAUUUCCGCUGCUGCGGAAGCAACGGCUUCCGUGACUGGUUUGAAAUCCAGUGGAUCAGCAACAGAUACCUGGACUUCAGCUCCAAGGAGGUGAAAGACCGUAUAAAGAGCAACGUUGAAGGGAAGUAUCUGGUGGACGGGGUCCCAUUCAGUUGCUGCAAUCCGGCUUCCCCUCGACCCUGUAUCCAGCAGCAGAUCACCAAUAAUUCAGCCCAUUACAGCUACGAAUUCCGGUCAGAAGAGCUGAACUUGUGGACACGAGGAUGCAAGCAAGCACUGCUCAAUUACUAUGCCAAUAUGAUGCACUCAAUUGGAGCUCUCGUCUUAUUUGGUUGGGUACUGGAGGUAACAGGGAUGGUUGGGAUGCAGUAUUUGCACACAGCCCUAGACAGCAUUGCAAACCCUGAAGAUCCUGACUGUGAAAGUGAGGGUUGGUUAAUGGAGAAAGGCCUGAAGGAAACAAUUAAAUCUAUGCUGGAAAGCAUUAAAGAGCUGGGUAAGUUUAAUCAAGUAGCCACAACAGCUGAAGAGGAGAAAAAGCAAGAGGAUACGACUGUUGCCACAGUCAGCUGAAGAGAUGGCAAAACAAUAUGUUCAGGAGAAGGCAUGGGUAUAGAAACAAGCUGGAAUGAGAAGUAAAUGAAAAUUGAAUAAAGGUAUAAUACAAGAUCAGAUAAAUAAUUCCCUUCACUGUAUAAAAUGUAAAGCAUUGUGUUAACAACUUUAUUCUUCUGUAUUUUGCAUUGAAAGAUAAACCAGACCUGUCAAAUUGUGUUAAACUCUUUUUUCACAAUUGAUUAUACUAUGCAGUCAGCAGGAAUCUUUUUCAAUGCUUUAUACUAUAUUAAAUGUUAACUACAAACAGUGUAUUGCCUCUGAAUUUGGAAAUAAGGAUGUGAUAAAGGCAUGUUUUAAAUAUCCCAGACAUCUUUAAUAUUGCUCAUUUGCUGUGUGAAAUUAUAUAGAAUAUAAACUGCUAUAAAAUAGGGCUAAACAUUAAAAAGCAUAUUUGAAAAAAAGAUUAACUUAUUAGAGUCAUGAAGUAAUACAGCAUGGACACAGGCCUUUGGCCCAACUGGCUCAUGCUAACCACAGCAUCCUCCUUGCUAGUCCAGGCUGCCUGUGUUCAGCCCAUUACUACCCUUACCUUCCAAGUACCUAUCCAAAUGCCUCUAAAAUGUUGCACUUCGACCACUUCUUCUGGCAGCUCAUUCCAGAUACUUGCUAUGCUCUUUCAGUUGAAGAAUAUUGUCCAUUAAUCUAAUUUCAACAACCAUUCUUUAGAAACUUAGAACAAAAUCAAAUGAGAAAAGUGAAUGUAUGGAUGGCACUACAAUGUUGCUUCAAGCAGAACCAUUAUCAAGGGCCAGAAACUCUCAAAGAUACUGGCUGCAAUUUCAGAAGACACAACUAAAGCCAAUUCAAAAUGCCUUCUGCUAAAACAUUCAAGACACUCCCAUUUUCAGAUCCCCAAUGGGUUUGGCCAGUUAAUUUGAAACAAAAGUAAAGUCUUUUGUGAUUUUGUACAAGAAAUAGUAGUCAUAGUCAUACUUUAUUGAUCCCGGGGGAAAUUGGAUAAAUAUACAUAUUCACAUCCAGCUAAGUCUAAACCAUGGUAUGGUUUGCGAAUUAGAUAUGAGAUUAUGAUAGCUAUAAGUAUUGCUGCCAACAUUAGGGUUGUAUUUAGGUCAGAGUCCAAAUGUAGUUAAAUUUUCUACAGGAUACAAGUUUAAAUAUUUCUGCAAAGUAUUUCCAUACAGACAAUGUAACAACUCUUAGCAGAGAUACAGAAAUUUGGAAUGUCUUCUAAAGGAAGUUUCAUUAAGCAAACUUUCAUGAUCACUUUAAAUAUAUGUUAGCAGUUUUAGAUGUAACUGUCUACAGUGGCUUCAAGGAUAAAAUCCUAAGUACGUUUAAUGCCAGUUUAUAGGAUUAACUUUUGUAAUUCUUUUCCAAAGGAGACGAACUAAUUCAUCAUGACAUCUAAAUUGUCACGCAAAUCUGUGAUAAAUAUAAGAGGAAAGAAAGGAUUUUAUCCUUUCAUUGUCCCAUAUUCUGCCAGAUUAAAUGCCCUCAAAUAUUCUGUAGAAUUGUUAUGGAUACAAGUAUAUUAAAAACAUAAAUUGUCUAUUUUUCAUUUUACCAUUUUCUACAAUUCACUUCUGAACUAACCAAUUCCACUUCAAACUGUUUGAAGAUAAUAAAUCUUAAAAAAUAUGAUGUAAGAAUUGACUCGUACUUUAUAAAGAAAUAUAUCAAAGUUGGCGUCCAAAGCAACAUAGUGAAGCAAAUAGGCAAAGCAACAGAGUUGGAGUUGGGCACCAAGAUACCGGAAAGUUCUAUCAUCAACUGACAAAUAUUAGGCAGGAAAGAAAUAUGUGCACAUUAAAUUAGAAAGACUGUUAAGCUGAAAAUUGUUGUAGAAUAAUGUAGGUCUAGCUGAUCAUGUGAUUAAUAAUUGGAAUAAUGAAAUCACAUUCGAUGGUUUUGUAUCUCUAGGAAUAUAGUUUUCUUCACGUUUCAUGGGAUAAUUCUCCAUUCCAGGAAACAGUCCAUGAUCCUCCUUUACACAUUGUUCAGAAGUGAAUUCCAUGGUUCCAAUUAUGGUUUCCAUAAACCUCUAUCUAAGUGCAGUAAAGCUGCAUUAUUUUUGUACUCCAAUUACUUUGUAAUAAAGGCUAACACUUUUUUUUUGGACCUGCAUGUUAAUUUCUGCAUUUAGUAUGCAAGGAAACACAGGUACCACUGGAGUACCAACCUCUUUCACAAUUUAAAAACUGUUGUGCUUUUCUGUUUUUCAACACAAAGUGGCUAACUUCACAUUUCCUCACAUUCUGUCCCAUUUGCUAUGUCUUAGCCACUCACCUUACUGCACAUAUCCCUAUUCUCUAUCUCACUCUCAUGACUCAUUUUACCAGUAACCUGAGGCACAGUACAAUUUUACCCUCCCUCAACCAAGUCAUAAAUAGGAAAACCUAGUGGCACGUUAUCAAAAGCAUUUUGAAAAUCUGAUUUAGUUACCUUGUCCAUUUACCUUGUUAUUUACACUCUCAGGAAAUCAUGAACUUCCUUUGAAUUUGUGUAUGUUCUGCCCGGUCCUAUAAUAAUAUAAAGUGCUUCAGAAAAUAGCGAAUUACAGGGAGAUAAGCUCACAGAGUUCAUUGUUAAAAUAGAAUUCUUUAUUGAUAAAAUUGCUAAUGUCUAAUUUUUAAUUGAAUAAUCCUUGUGCACUACAAUAACUUAAAAUCCAUCAACUGGCUGUUCUCUAAAUUAGAUGUAUUCAUUAGAGAAGCUUAAUCUUUGUUCUUUAACACAACACUAUAAAUGUCUGUUUCUUGUUAAACUUAAGUACUGCUUUGUUAUGAGCUGUUAAUAUAAGCCAUUGAUAUGACAGCAAAGUGAGUUGGGCAUCAUUGAACAAAGCUGUGGGGAUAAAAGACAAGAAAGUUCCAUGGUUCUAUUUGGUCAGUGGAUCUUUUUAUGUAGUAUCUAAUAAUAUUAUCAAACAUCUCAAAAAACUAAUGCAAAGAAUUACAUUUUUAAAAUACAUUGUGGGAAAACAUGUUUCGUACCACAAAAAUAUGAAUUAAAUGAAUAAACAGGAUUAAAUGAGAAAGGUUUAGGUAUAAGUAUGGCAUAAGCACCUCCUGUUUUUCCGGAUUAAAAACUGCUGCCUAAUACAUUUGAAAAAUUCAUUAAAUGUAGAGGAGCAGAUUAAUUUGCGCAUCCAAUUUGCAGCAAACAUUUUAAAAAUUGAAUCAGUAUACAUUUAUGUGUAUACUUGCAGCUUACAAAGUACUCUUGUAGGGUAAUUUUUAAUCUGUAUCAUGAUAGUCCAGCCAUUGUACUUCUGGAUGAGCAGGCAAAGUUCUGGACUAAUGAUCCAGAGAAAUGUUCAAAUUCCACCAUGGCAUCAGGAACAGUCACCUUAAGCUACCAGUUGUUAUGUGAACCCACCUGGUUUACUUAUAUCCUUUAAGGAAUAAUUCGUCCAUCUCCAGCCUAGCAGACCUCACAAUAUUGUUGACUUUUAACUGCCAAUUUAAUUUAGGAACCAUUAAAAAUGGGCAAUGCUGGAAUUGUGAGCAACAGUAACAUGGAAAAAUAACAGUUAAUGGUACCACAUUUCAUUGUUUGUCAAUUUUUCCAUAUAGCUUUUUAUUAAAAAAUACACAAAUAACAUUUUUUGUAUCUAUGAGCAGCAUAGUGGGGUUGCAAACAAAAGGCUUGGCAUUUUGUACAUUGAGAUAUCCAACAUUAAUUCUUUGUUUCAAGGUGGCUAGGUUUUUUCACAGAACUAUGCUGUAUCUGAAAGAAUAUAAAGGUUGGCAUUAUCCAUGAUCAACCUUCAAAAUAGUAACUGGUUAUUAAAAUUUAUAUUCCAUGCUAACCCUAUACAUUAUGUUUAACUCAGAAAAAAAUCACUCAUCUUAAAUCAGCUCUCUUUUCCACUUAUGUAUUUUUA
Molecule: messenger RNA, 5010 nt
Organism: Mobula hypostoma (lesser devil ray)
Lineage: Eukaryota; Metazoa; Chordata; Chondrichthyes; Myliobatiformes; Myliobatidae
Gene: prph2a
Product: peripherin 2a (retinal degeneration, slow)
Exons: 3
Coding region: 63-1118 (351 amino acids)
Biological process (GO): visual perception
Cellular component (GO): plasma membrane
Source: RefSeq, a predicted model, not a curated record